Molecule: messenger RNA, 735 nt
Organism: Jatropha curcas
Lineage: Eukaryota; Viridiplantae; Streptophyta; Magnoliopsida; Malpighiales; Euphorbiaceae
Source: RefSeq, a predicted model, not a curated record
UGAUUUUUGUGGCGUAUAGCAACCUUUCUAUCCAAUGAAUAUGAAUUCUGAUGGCUUCAUCAUGGGAAGUUCAAGCUAUAAUCCAGUUGAUAGGCCUCUACAGUUUGAUUUUGAUAUUCCGGGGUACAGUGAAUUCCCAUUCUUCAGCAAUCAAGAGCCAAAUUUUCCUGAACUACAGCCUCCACCAACAUUUCUUGAUGGACAUGGAUUCCCUGUCCAGAACAAUGACAACAAUUUUAAUGCCUGUGUUCCUUAUUCUCAUCAAAUGGGGCAAUUUCCUAACAUGAACUUGCCUUCAACUUCAACAAUCAAUACCAAUGAACAGGGAAGUGCUUCAAAUGCACCGGUGCAGGGCCAAGAAGGCGAUCCGGCGAAGGGUUUUUACAACCCUAGCUAUGGGAAUUACCAUUUUCGAUUUUGAUUCCAAUUGAAGGAUGAAAAGGAAAAGAGAAUCAAAAUCAAAAUCAAAAUCCAAAAUAAAGAUUCAAAUUAAAGAUGAAUCAUUGUGUUUGGUUGUUAACCAUCUUUCUUUAAUUUUCUAAAGUUUACUCAAUUCAAACAUCAUGAGGGUUUGUUUAAUGAACACCUUUUAAUAUGGCUUUUGAUGAUUUGGCUGGGAUUUGAAAGCUUUAUCAGUUUUGAGUUUAGACUUAAUAAUAAGAUUGUUAUGCCUAAUUUUUAUUAGACAAGACUCAUUACAAAGCCCUUAUAAAGUUAAUUAUUUUUUUAUUUCAA